Molecule: messenger RNA, 2101 nt
Organism: Drosophila albomicans
Lineage: Eukaryota; Metazoa; Arthropoda; Insecta; Diptera; Drosophilidae
Gene: MsR1
Product: G-protein coupled receptor dmsr-1
Exons: 4
Coding region: 654-2096 (480 amino acids)
Biological process (GO): G protein-coupled receptor signaling pathway
Cellular component (GO): membrane
Molecular function (GO): G protein-coupled peptide receptor activity
Source: RefSeq, a predicted model, not a curated record
CUCUCGGCGCGUUUAGCUCGCCUCGCAUCGCAUCGCAUCGCGUCGCGCAUUGUGUCGUCGUGGUCGUCGCUCGACAGUCGCAAAUUCGCAAGUCGCCAGUCGCCAGUUGCCGUUCGCCAUUCGUUGUUCAGUCGUCAGAGUCCGGAUCCUUGUUUUGCCAAUAUGCUGUGCACUUUUCGCAUACUUGUGUCAGUUGUAUUUUGUAUUUCGUGCACUGCGAAUCGGCUCAUUCGCUCGAUCAGUUAAACCCAAAAGAAACAGCUUAUCAAAUUAAAAAAAAAAAAACUGUGAAACAAUGUUUUCGUUCAGAUUGAAAUUCUUUUAAAAAUAUUUGAAUAAAUUCUGCAAAUACUAAAAAAAUGUGUGUGUUGCUUGAAGCAGUGUAAACCAAAAAAAAAAAAAAUAACAAUUUGCGCUUGGAAUUUACACCGAGAAACGUAACGCGCAAUCCCCAGUUGCACACUUGGCUAAUAUAUUUUCACAAUAUUUAAUUAUUAAUGCGUCUGCGGGCAGCGGACAUUCUAUGCAGCUGCUGUCGGCCUUGGCGGCUGCGUUGCGCUGACGAGCAGCAGCAACAAUAGACUGUCAACAACAACUAGAGCUCGAAGAGAGAAGGACAACGACAACGGCAACGACAACGACAACGACAAACAAUGGCCAGUGGCAAUAAUGAUACAACGCCGCUCUACUGCGGCAGCGGCAUGGAUAAUUUUCAUACGAGCUAUAAGAACAUGCAUGGUUAUGUCUCGCUCGUCGUCUGCAUUCUGGGCACCAUUGCGAAUACGUUGAACAUCAUUGUGCUGACACGCAAGGAGAUGCGUUCACCCACAAAUGCCAUACUCACGGGCUUGGCAGUUGCUGAUCUGGCCGUGAUGUUGGAAUAUAUGCCGUACACAGUGCAUGACUAUAUAUUGACGGAUAGUCUGCCAAGGGAGGAGAAGCUCAGCUAUAGCUGGGCCUGCUUCAUCAAGUUCCAUUCGAUCUUUGCCCAGGUACUGCACACCAUCUCCAUUUGGCUGACAGUCACCUUGGCCGUGUGGCGCUACAUUGCCGUUGGUUAUCCGCAAAAGAAUCGCGUGUGGUGCGGCAUGCGCACUACCAUCAUAACCAUAACCACGGCGUAUGUGGUGUGUGUGCUUGUGGUGUCGCCUUCACUCUAUCUGAUCACAGCCAUCACGGAGUGGAUGGAUCAACUGGAUGCGCAGGGCAAACUAAUAAACAACAUACCGAUGACACAGUAUGUUAUCGACUACAACAACGAAAUGCAGUCCAUGGUGGCCGCCUUAAAUGCCACACCCAGCAGUCUACUGCAGUCAAAUGAGACACAGUGGUUCAAUGUGACCACGCCGCUGCCACAAGUGGUGCCCACUUCGCUGGUGGCACGCAAUGUGACCGUAUAUCGAUUGUAUCACAGUGAUCUGGCGCUGCACAAUGUCUCGCUGCGGAAUACAACGUUCCUUAUCUACAGCGUGCUCAUCAAGCUGAUACCGUGCAUAGCACUGACCAUACUCUCGGUGCGUUUGAUACUCGCACUGCUCGAGGCGAAGCGACGACGCAAGAAACUGACCAGCAAACCGGCAGCAGCCAGCAAUGUCAAUGGCAAGUCUGUAGUCAAUGGCAAGGCAGCGGAGCGGCCGCGCAAGAACAGUAAAACGCUAGAGAAGGAGAAGCAAACGGAUCGCACGACGCGCAUGUUGCUGGCUGUGUUGCUGCUCUUUUUGAUCACAGAGUUUCCGCAGGGCAUCAUGGGAUUGCUGAAUGUGCUGCUGGGCGAUGCCUUCCUCAUGGAAUGCUAUCUAAGACUGAGUGACCUUAUGGAUGUGUUGGCAUUGAUCAACUCCAGCAUCAACUUCAUACUCUAUUGCUCGAUGAGCAAACAGUUUCGCAGCACUUUCACUUUAUUGUUUCGCCCCAAGUUCCUCGACAAGUGGCUGCCCGUGGCCCAGGAUGAACUAGCUGCCACGCGUGCCGAUGGACUGCGUUCGGUUGUGGCUGCCGCGCCGGACAACUGUCAUACGAUGGCGUUGCACAAGCAGCCGCAAGUGGUGACACUUGCUGCCACUACCACAACCACCACCCAAGUGACGAAUCUGUAGCAGCA